Vespa crabro (European hornet) is the source of this 4178-nucleotide messenger RNA. RefSeq lists its product as uncharacterized. The transcript is spliced from 3 exons. The record is from RefSeq and is a predicted model, not a curated record. The coding region runs from base 2020 to 3285 and encodes 421 amino acids. Lineage: Eukaryota; Metazoa; Arthropoda; Insecta; Hymenoptera; Vespidae. Gene Ontology annotation, cellular component: nucleus; cytoplasm.
UAGAACUGACGAAAAGAAAGUAUAAGAAUUUAUAGACAUUGACUUUGAUUAGUUGCACGAAGUUAUUUUGGGAACGAAUCACCUUGAAGCAACGCUACCUACGUAAAGUGGAAGAAUCUAUCUCUCUCUGAUCUACAAUAAACUCCAAUUACUUAGUAUUUUUUCGCCGAACUAUACCAGUAAAUGUGAUUGUCUAUUGCCAAAUCCAACGUAUUCUAUUGAGAGCUCAAUAUUUUACACCGUUCGUUUGUUAAUCAUUUUCUGAGUUUAUAGAAAUUAUUCUGAAAUUGUGUAUUUACUUGGUACUUUUUUAACGUAAGUAAUAGAAUCAAUAAAUCUUUUAUCGAAAUGUACGUAAAGUCAUAACCUUAUUUCCUAAAAACGUUGUCACUGUACGUCCGCCAUUGUUACGAUCGGUUUAUCAUCAACUCAAGGCGGGAAAUUUCAACAUGAAGAUUAAUGACCUUGGAAGAUAGAACGUUUGGGAUCAGGAAAUAUAAAAGAAGAGAAUCAAAGUAAGUAGAGAGAAGAGAAGACGAAGUCGGCUUCCUCGUGGGUCGAUCGUGCCGUUGAAAAAGCAAUAAGGAGAAGGGAGAAUAAGAAAGAGAGAGAGAGAGAGAGAGAGAGAAAGAAAGAGGGAGAAAGAGAGAGAAAGGGGAAGAAGAAAGGAAAGAAGAAGAGAGUGGGAGGGAAAGAAAAGGAUAGAAAAAGAGGAAAGGCGCCGUCCUCCUAGUGGUCGUCCGGCGAACGUCUUCGUGCUUUUUAAGACGCGGCCGGUGGCCGGUCAAUAGUUUCCCGGUUUCUCUCUUUCUCUCUCUAUCUUUCUCACUUCUGUGUGUGUCUCUCUCACUCUCUCUCUCUCCCUCUCUCUCUCUCUCUCUCUUACUCUCUUCGGUCGUACACCUGUCCGUCGUGAAGUUGCAGACGGAGAGGUAGGAAGGGGUUAUGGUCAAUAAACGCAACCACGUCACACGCAGCCUAUCGGCGACCCUGCUUGGCCCCUUAAAGUGGCCCCGAACGAAAAUCUUACAUGUCGACCCGAUAUUUCCUUUUGUGCGUUUGUCUGCAGAAUAUCUUGAGAAAAGUUCGAUCGAUUUUCAUUUGGCCGAUAUCGACGGAUUCCGUGUGUCCCGAGGAUUGUACGAUUGUGAAACAAGACACGUGCGCGUGCCGGUAUUAACAAACGGUGGGUUGUUCGUACGUGUACGUGGAUUUACCGAAUUGCGUCCGCCAUUGUUGUGAUUGGUGGUGAACGUUCCAGAGAAGACGGCAUUUCUUAACUUCGGACGCGCAUGCGCAUUAUCGCGACAAACCCGACGACGCUCUUCUUUCGAAUUUUCGGAGACGCGACGCACACACACAUACGUUCGCGAGGCAACAUAUACACACGACGCACGCACGCUACUACCACGCCAUUAUUACUAUCCUACUAAACGCAUACAAACGUGUGUCGGUGCGCGCGCGCCCGCCCGAGCAUUUCGAAAAUCUCAUUUACCGAUGCUUUUUUACGCACGUGCUUGCAACCCUGAUUUUACACCUGUCGCUUGCGUUCGCACGCGCCCGCGCAUUUCGUUUGACGCACUUUUACAAUUAUACAUUUAAAAACGCCGGCUUGUCUUUUACUUCUUUUUUUUUUGUUUCUUUUUCUUUCUUUCUUCUCUUUCUUUCUCUCUCUCUCUCUCUCUCUCUCUUUCUUUCUUUCUUUCUUUCUUUCUCUCUCGCUCUGUCUCUUUUUUUACGUUUCUACAAGAAGGAAUCUACGCUUACCCAUUUUCUUAAAGGAUCGCUGGCGUUCAUAAUGAAAAAUAUCAUAUUCAGAGAUAAUAUACUUCUGUCUUAUUGGACAUAAAAGUGUCUAAAACAGUCUGGAGUAUAGUGAGGAAUAGAAAGAAGCUACACAGUGGAAUUGGCUGGACGUGUAUGCCCAGCAUAUAUUUUGCUAGGAUUUGUUUUUUUAAAUUUUGUAAAGAUGACAGUUUAUAUUAAUAAUGAUGUUUGUUACUCGCAUAAUUACGUGUUAUGCCCAAGGCAAAGAAGAAAUCUUACCUUAGAAAGGUAAGGGAAAUGCGAGAGUAUAGACGACAAAAACUAAUGUCAGAAACAGCAGAGGAACGUGCUCUAAGAUUAUAUACAUCGGCUGAAAGAAUGAAGAACGCUAGAGCAAAGGAAACUGAAGAACAAGCUGCUCUAAGAAGGAUGCAAGAAGCUCAGAGAAUGGCCAGGCAUCGUGCUAAGAAGAAGCGUUGUCUUGAUGAAAAUCUAGCUAGGGAGAUAUCUAAAAUUGCAGAACUCUCUAAAAUGCCAGAUGCAGCAACGAUCGCUCAAAUGUCUGAAAUGAAUAUGAAUAAAAUAUCUGCAGAAUUGAAGCAGAUGAUGGAAAGAGGAAAAGUUCCAGAACAUAUAGUACAGAUGGCUCAACUUGCGGAAUUUAGUAAAAUGACUGAAUUAAACAAAAUGUCUCAAGAUAUGGCGAAGAGAUACGAAAUGGAAAAGAUGGCAGAAUACGCUAAAACGACGGAAUAUGUAAAAAUGCAAGAAAUUGCCAAAAUGUCAGAGAUAGCUAAAAUGAAUGAAAUGGUUAAAUUGUCAGAAAUGGCUAAGUACAAUGACAUAACGAAAAUAAGUGAGAUUGCCAAAAUGAAUGAAAUGAUCAAAAUGUCUCAAAUGGCAAAGAUUAAUGAGGCACAAAGAAUGAACGAAAUAGCAAAAUUAAAUGAAAUGGUAAAAAUGACAGAGAUGGCUAAAUAUAAUAACGAUAUAACGAAACUCAACGAGAUCGCUCAAAUUAAUGAAAUGGCUAAAGAGAUAGCAAAAAUGAAUGAAAAAACUAAAAUGAAUGAAAUGAUCAAAAUGGCAAAUAUACAGAAUGAUAUAGCAAAAAUGCCAGAGUACUCGAAAAUAGCCGAAAUGGCUAAAUUAACAGAGUUAGCUAAGCUUAAUGAAAUAACAAUAACAAAAUUAAACGAUCCUCCUCCACCCAAAGUAGCAGAAAUUCCAAGAAUUCCUGAACCUGUGAUUACUGUGCCAAAUCCAAGGAAUUUGCAAAACGUUCAAACUGUUCAAGUAGCACAGGCUAGCCCAUCUAGUACGAUAAAUUUUCCGACUGUGCCUGGUCAGGGUAAAUAUGCCCAGCUACUGGUUAUUAUCGAAGAACUCGGUAGAGACAUUCGCCUCUCGUAUGCAGGAAGCCGUAGUGCCGCGGAACGUCUGAAAAUGGGUAUACAGCAUGCACGGAUUCUCGUACGAGAAUGUUUGUUAGAAACAGAACAUAACGCGCGACAAUGAUCUGUCGAUGAACUUAGCCGCUAGAUUUUUAGCAGAUUAUUUUCCAAGAUGAUAUGUAUGAUCUAUCGAAUGCAGCAGAUUAUUGUCUUUGUUCAAACAAAAAAGUUUACAAAUUACAAGAAAUAUAUCUGCUGCUAUGUAUAUUAUGCCAUCUUGCCGAUAUAAGCUUAGUACCACUUUGACAAUGAAUCAAAAUACAUUAUAAUGGACUGCUUGUUUAAAAAUAUUAUGCAAUCUGAUAAAUACUUGUAAUGUAUUUGGUAUAUUAGAUUGUCAAAGAAAAGAAGUUUUAAGCCAGUGGUAUUUAAGGCUUAAUUAAUACAUAUUAUUACUAUUAUUAUUAUUAUUAUUAUUAUUAUUAUUAUUAUAAUUAUUAUAAUAAUUAUUAUUAUUAUUGAAUUGGUUAUUUCAUUGUUUAACUGCACUUAAUUAUCUUCAAGUGCAGUUAUAUACAUAUUUUUAUAUGUAUAUAUAUAUGACAUAUAAUUAUAUCAUGCGUAUAUGUAUAUAUACAUCUACAUUAUGAAUUUUUAAAUAGGGGAAAAGAUUGUUUUAAAAUUUUUUUUUGUUUUAUAAAAGAUCGUAUGUUUUUGAUGUUUGGGUCUCAUACGAUAGAAAAAUCUAUAAAUAAUCCUUAGACUUGACUAAGUUCUAAUGUAGAACAUAGAGUAUAUCAAACUAGAAACAAUGUGUACACUGAAGAGUCUUCUCACUUAUAUUUUAUAUAUAAAAAAUAUUUUAUUGCAAUUUUGGUUAAUACGACGGGUAUACAAUAAUUACUUAUAGUAUACGUAUGAGAAGAAAAUUGAUCAAACAAAAAUGUACCUACGAGAAAUAUAAUCCCUGGACAUAAAUAUGAGGUAUUGCUCAAUAAAGUCUCAGUUUUUUUAAAA